Molecule: messenger RNA, 1390 nt
Organism: Zea mays
Lineage: Eukaryota; Viridiplantae; Streptophyta; Magnoliopsida; Poales; Poaceae
Product: protein LAZ1 homolog 2
Exons: 5
Coding region: 210-554 (114 amino acids)
Source: RefSeq, a predicted model, not a curated record
UGUACAUCUAUAGUCGUCGUGUCCUCAUUCAGCCGUGCAGCCAGUGGCGGUGGACCGGAGAUCUCCCUCCGCUCCAGCUCCGAUUGAUGAUCCCCCCACCCAACUUCUUCCGCCAAGUGUUACUCGGGUGUUCCCUCCCCUCCCCUGUGGCCUGAGAGCUGUGCUGCAGAGCCCAAGAGAAGUCGUUGGUGCAGACAGCCUUGGAUUGGAUGUGGAAUGAGGCGAUGGCAUCUGACGGAUCAUCAUCCUCUACCUUCCGGGGGUUGUACGGCAACGUCCACGGCCCGGCGGUGCUCACUGGCGCGCCGUUCGCGCUCGUGGCGCUCCUCAUCUCGCUCUGGCUCAUCCUGCAGCACCUCAGAUCCUACAGCGAUCCAGCUGAACAGAAGUGGAUCAUAGCUGUGCUGUUCAUGGUGCCUGUUUAUGCCUGCGAAUCGAUAAUCUCACUGUGGAACUCGAAGCUCUCUCUGGCCUGUGAUAUAUUACGGAAUUGUUACGAAGCCUUUGCUCUGUACGCCUUCGGACGAUACUUGGUGGCUUGCCUUGAAGUGUGAAGAGAUAUGCAGAAACGGUCUGUGGAUUCCAUCAUUUCGAGUUGAAUAGCAAGCGGAGGAUAUAUAUGUACACGACACAUGAAACCGGAGGAAGCCCCCGUUCCUGCCCGUUUUGCAUCAGAUUCAGCAGGGACGAUGCGGAGCAUAUUUCGCAAAAAAGGGAUCGGAUGAUGAAGGCCGCGAAGAAAAAGGGGAGAGGGAUGGAGACGUGAAAGUGAGAGACACAGUGCCGUCCCUCCUGCUCUCUGAACCCUACUUGUAAAAAUGCUAAUCUAUAUAUAUGUCGUAGAGCUAAACAUUUAGCUAGCGCAGGAUAACCACGAACCUCGCUCGAGACAGCUCUAGAAAAGAGAGAAAAUAAAGUUGGGCAAAAUUUGUCUCGUAUAGCAAACGUCAUUCUCUCCCAAAUUUAGCCUAGUGCCACACAGAGCAUAUAUGCAUGCAUGUCUCCGAUUCCUAUCAGUAGAACUGUAGAGCCUGACGCUAGCUGGAGCUUAACGCUAGCCAAGCACUGAGGUGAACAUGUGGCCAGAUCACAUCAGAUUCUAUAAAGCGUAUAAGCAGAAGAAGCUUCUAGCUAGCUAGUUUCAAUUGGCUCUACGUACACGUUGCCGUUGUCGAAAUGUGAUCCGCGAGCCCUCCCCACCACACAGGUUUUCGACGUCACCUGACGUGAACUGGUCCGCUGGCACACGUACUAGUACUAGUCCCAUGCACCUGCAAAAGACGCGAACACGAGACCUUCUCCAGCAGCCCAACAAGCUAGCAACGGCUGCGUGUGGCUGGCCGCCAGCAGCUAGCGGCCGAAUGGCCCGAAUGGGCGCGGCGCGCGCUGC